GGCUUGAAGCCUACCGGUGACGCUGGCGGCGAUUGCCGUGACUUCAAGCAGUCCGGCCAGACAUACUCACGAGUCGGAAAAUCACAUGAUAGAUGGGCAGUCCUAUACAGCUACUACUUGCCCAAGGUCCAAGGGAAAGAAGAGCAGCAUCGCCAUCACUGGUUGACUGUUGUCGUUUGGCUUGCUUUCGACACAUGUCCGGAUGAUGCCAGAGUUUUCUCCCGUCGCGGCGUGAGCUACUCUACCAGCCCCGGCAACUUCGACACCAUCAGACCCAACACUCUCUUCACCGAUGAUGAGUACGGCCUUGGGACGCACCAUAUCGUGGCGUACGACGCUGGCCAACCCAUUUUCCCCUCCAGCUCAGGGCCGGUGAGCGCCCUGAGACCCCCUCUGGUGGGCUGGCAGAACCUCCCCAGCCUCGUCAAGGAGCAGUUCAAUGGAAUGCAGUACAAGCACACCAAGGUUCCCUUCAGCGAUAAUAAUUUCCAGGGCUUCCUGGAUGCCGUCUACUCCGACGCCUUUUACAAGGAUAUGCCAAUUGGUGAGGAUUGCGGAUCCGACGACCCGCCUCAGUCCGAAAUCGACCCGGACUUUGGUGAGGCCCUGCCGACUUCCACAGCCCCGGUUGCGGAACCUACUGACGACGCUCUUCGUCGAUGAAGUGCUCGUCUUCCUUGCUGCGCCGAAUAUUGGACACUGGUGGCAUGUAUUAGUAGGCAAACACUAGUAGAACAGUGCACGUGUACAACCGUGGUAGCUGUGCGUGC
Messenger RNA from Colletotrichum phormii, 770 nucleotides. Its product is annotated as necrosis inducing protein-domain-containing protein. NCBI's taxonomy places the organism in Eukaryota, Fungi, Ascomycota, Sordariomycetes, Glomerellales, Glomerellaceae. The annotation marks the transcript as partial. The record is from RefSeq and is a predicted model, not a curated record. The transcript has a single exon.